This is a messenger RNA of Hansenula ciferrii, 1872 nucleotides long. RefSeq names its product Hpr1p (gene HPR1). Bases 1 to 1872 code for a protein of 623 amino acids. The record is from RefSeq and is a predicted model, not a curated record. The transcript has a single exon. Lineage: Eukaryota; Fungi; Ascomycota; Saccharomycetes; Phaffomycetales; Wickerhamomycetaceae.
AUGGCCGAAGAGGAGGAAGUUAAUACUUUAGAGAACAAGAUAUUCGAAACCUCAGAGCUCAUAGAAGAAUUUGUCAAUGAGUACGUCGAGAAAGAUGGCAUUGAUCCUCUUCAAAACACACUGAUAAAUUUUGAUGGUUCUGAAAUAAACAAGAUCAUUGAUACUAUUAAAGAAGAUCCUAACAAGAAAAUCAUCUAUGAAUUAUCUUCAAGAAGAGUUUUAGCUAAUUUUUUGGGUCUGGGUACUUCAGAAAAUGAUUAUAAUUUGAAACAAAUUGGUACUUUAUUAGAUUUUUCAUUUUAUAUUAGAAAAAUAGGUGAAAGUCUUUAUGAUAUGCCAUAUGAAUUGAUUAAAGGCGUUCUCAAGGAAGGUCUGGUUGAUUGGUUAUUGAAGUUCUGGAGCUAUUUUGACUUGAGAAUUGAAGAAAUUAAACGCACAAAAGAUAAUGAAACAUUGGUAUGUUUAAGACAUCCUGGAUCUUCUUUACUUAUAACAAUCAAUUUAAGAAUUAAUCAACUUUAUGGUAAUCAUGAACCAUCAAGAGACAUUCUUAAAGCUAAACUAUUAGGAUUUACUUCAAAAAUCUUCCCUGCUUUUGACAAAUCUUUAAUUAAUAAGAAUUUUGAAUUUAACCAAGCACAUUUGAACACAGUUCAAUAUCAAAAAGUUUACAAAAAUCACGCAUUCAAUGCCUUUUGGGAACUUCAAAGAGCCUUUGCAAACCCUAGUGGUAUACUGGUAUCAGAUAGAACCAUGUCAGAAUUUAUGAGUAAUGCUUCUCUUGUUUAUAAAAAAAUUUAUGAUGCCGAAGAGAGAGCAAAUGAUGGCCCUUUGUUUGUGGUGGGAAAGAAAAAUUAUCCAACUAAUACCGAUAAGAAUGAUUACAAUAAUUCAAUUGAAAACUAUACAAAGGCACAUUUAACUGAAGCUAAAAGACAAGAAUUACAAGAUUUUUAUUCAAAUAGAGAUUAUAAUAUGAGUUUUUUAGUUAAUGAAAAAAAAUUUAAUGAACAAAUUAGAAAUGAUCAAACUUUUAGAAAAACUUUCUUGAUUCAAUUAAUAAUAGUAUUGGGUUUUUUUUCAAAUUUAGAUGAUGCUAGAGUUCUGGAUGAUGCUAGAGCUUCAUUCAAUUUAAGAAAAGCUGCUAGAGUUGCUACACCAUAUCUUUAUGACAUACGUAAUCUGAGAAGAGAGGCUAAUAAUAUUUUCAAUGCAUUAGAUAAAAGAGAAUUUUUUGGUAAUCAAAUGUUGAUCAGUUCUGAAUUCACAUUUUUUCAAGCUAAACUGAAACAAUUUAGAAAUGUUGAAACCAUUUAUAAUGAAGUUCAAUUAGAUGAUGAAUUAUAUGAUAAAUUGAAACAAGAGGGUGCUUUCAAGAAAAGGUUUUGGGCUUUGUAUGGUAAUGCUCAAAUAAGUUCACAUUGGAAAAUACCGACAGGUUUAUCAUUAUUAGAAAAAGAUACAUCUAAAAACACUCGUGAAGAGAAGGAUAAGAACUUGGAAAUUUUAAGAGAAACAAUCAAAUCCACAGAAGAUCAAGAUUUGAAAGAUGUUGUUUCAUGGAAAGCUCUGAGAUUAUCAAGACAAAAUCAUCUGUUUGAUUUCAAACAUGUCAAUGGAUCCAUAGGUUUAGAAGGUUUAUAUGAUCAUUCACUGAAAGAAGCUGAUGACAUUAAAAGAAAAGAAGAAACGGAAAAAUUGGAAAAGGAAGAAGAAGAAGAAUUAGCAGCAUAUGCAAAGAAAGUUCAAGAUGAAAAAGCUGAACUAGAAAGAAAACGUAAAGCAAGUGAAGAUGAGUUUGCAGAACAAAGUAAAAGAGCUAAACUGGACUCUGCCAAUGGCUCAAAAGAUGCAGAAGAUCUGGACUAUUGA